CUUCUCCCGGCAUCCAUCGCGCUGCGGCGAGCCUAGUUCCCGGUCGCCUCUGCCGCUGUUGCUGCUGCCUGGACUUUGGCUGCGCCCGCCGGUGCCUUCGCUGCUGUGCCGCCGCUGCCGCCGCCGCCGCCAUGGCCGCCUACAGCAAGUUUUUCACCGCGCGCUACUCCACCAUGGCCGGGGCGACAGCUGCCGCUUGCGCGCUGCUUUGCCUGCUCAGCAAGCGGAGGAAGGCGGCUGCUCUCCAAGGAAAGAAAAGUGGAAGAAUAUCUAGCAAUGAGAAAGAAGUUAAGAAAGACCGAGCAAUGGUAGACAGAGUUUUUGUUGGAAGAAUAUGCCGCAUCCUGAAAAUAAUGGUCCCUAGAACAUUUUGUAAAGAGACAGGUUACUUGAUACUAAUUGCCAUGAUGCUAAUACUUCGCACGUACUGUGACAUUUGGAUGAUUCAAAACGGAACAGUUAUUGAGAGUGCUAUCAUUGGCCGCAGCAGGAAAGAUUUCAAGAGGUACUUGUUCAACUUCAUCGCUGCCAUGCCUGCUAUUUCCCUAGUGAAUAACUUUUUGAAGUAUGGCCUAAAUGAACUUAAGUUGUGUUUUCGUGUACGACUCACCAAGUACCUUUAUGAGCAGUAUCUUCAGACUUACACUUACUACAAAAUGGGAAACAUAGACAACAGAAUAGCUAAUCCUGAUCAGCUGCUUACACAAGAUGUAGAAAAGUUUUGUAACAGUAUAGUAGAUCUGUAUUCAAAUCUUAGCAAGCCAUUUUUGGAUAUUGUUCUCUAUAUCUUUAAGCUAACCAGUGCAAUAGGAGCUCAGGGUCCUGCUAUUAUGAUGGCCUACUUGAUUGUUUCAGGCUUUUUCCUUACGCAUUUAAGAAGACCCACUGGUAAGAUGACUGUCACAGAACAAAAGUAUGAAGGAGAGUAUAGAUAUGUCAAUUCACGUCUCAUUACAAACAGUGAAGAAAUCGCUUUUUAUAAUGGAAAUCAAAGGGAACAGCAGACGAUUCACAAAACGUUUCGCAAACUGGUGGAGCACUUGCACAACUUCAUUUUGUUCCGGUUUACCAUGGGAUUUAUCGAUACCAUUGUUGCCAAAUACCUUGCCACGGUAGUUGGCUAUCUUGUUGUUAGCCGCCCUUUUCUGAAUCAUGCUCAUCCUCGCCAUCUAAACAGUACCCAUGCAGAACUUCUGGAAGAUUACUAUCAGAGUGGAAGAAUGCUACUGAGAAUGUCCCAAGCACUGGGCAGAAUAGUUCUGGCAGGGCGUGAAAUGACACGAUUGGCUGGGUUCACAGCUCGAAUUACAGAAUUAAUGCAAGUACUGAAGGACUUACACAGUGGCAAAUACAAGCGUACCAUGUUAUCACAAGAAAAGGAUUCAGAAAUAGAGCAAGCGAUCCCCUUGAUUCCUGGUGCUGGAAAAAUUGUCAUAGCAGAUAACAUUAUCAAGUUUGAUCAUGUUCCAUUAGCAACACCAAAUGGCGAUCUGCUGAUUAAAGACCUUAACUUUGAGGUACGGUCAGGUGCCAAUGUUUUGAUUUGUGGGCCAAAUGGAUGUGGAAAGAGUUCACUGUUCCGUGUGCUUGGUGAGUUGUGGCCUCUGUUUGGUGGUUGUCUAACUAAACCUGAGAGAGGAAAGCUAUUUUAUGUACCCCAGAGACCAUAUAUGACCCUUGGAACACUAAGAGACCAAGUAAUAUAUCCAGAUGCUGUAGAAGACCAGAAAAAGAAAGGCAUAUCUGACCAGGUGCUGAAAGAGUACUUGGACAAUGUUCAGUUGGGUCAGAUCCUGGAACGUGAAGGAGGAUGGGAUAGUGUUCAGGACUGGAUGGACGUACUCAGUGGAGGAGAAAAGCAAAGGAUGGCAAUGGCCAGGCUGUUUUACCAUAAGCCUCAAUUUGCAAUUCUGGAUGAAUGUACAAGCGCAGUUAGCGUUGACGUAGAAGGCUACAUCUACAGCCAUUGCCGGAAAGUUGGCAUCACUCUCUUCACUGUAUCUCACAGAAAGUCCCUUUGGAAGCACCAUGAAUAUUACCUUCAUAUGGAUGGAAGAGGAUAUUAUGAGUUCAAGAAAAUUACUGAAGACACAAUUGAAUUUGGUUCUUAAACACAUCUUCACCCUGCAACAAUGAUGGAUAAGAGCAUAUAGAAAGACAAACGGCACUGCAACAUAAUAGAACUACAGAACUUAUUCUUUAAACAGAUUUAGUAGGAAUACAAUAAUCAAAACAAGAUGUUGAGGCAUUUACUAUGAUGUAGGAUAUUACUAAUUUGUGUAUAUGUUGGUUUAAUUAUUAAUAUGUACUAAGAAUGCCCUUAUUCUUGUGGUUUUUGGAAACCUGCCUAAAUUAAAUUGGGCUUAAAUCACUUUAUUAACUUUGAUUCAACCUGGAUGCAAAUAUUCUGAAGUCAGCUAAUUUGACUUCUAUUUGAUCUCUGUCUCCUCUGGGGAGGAAUCCUGUUAAAAUGUAGCAUUGCUACCUCUUCUGUUCCCAGUACUGCGUAUGUGAAUUUCCAUGUCAUGUUCUGAUGUAUCGAUCAAUUGUACUGAAUAUCGUGCUUUUUGCAGGUUGGUACAAGGUUCUGCUACUGCAGCAAAAUGCACAGGGCAAUGAGCCUUUCCCUUUGCGAAGGUUCUGGAGGAGCUCUGCUUGCAGAGGUACUGGGUUCAGGAGAGAAGCAAACCCCAUAUGUGUAUUUUUAACUACUAUGCGGGGAUCCUCUUUCCAUUUUUUCUAUUCACAGUAUCCCACUACUGCUUUGGUAUUAUCUGUCCAUUCUCUCAUUCACGUUAGCUAGAAAUAGCCAUUUUGGGCUUGGUGUCCCACUGUGGAAACUAAAGAGAAAGGAAGGGCGAUGGUUGCAUUUUUUGAACAAAUAUUUCAAUUUUUAUAAUCUGCUAUAUGAGAGUGAGACUUGCUCACUGAAUAUCUCUCUCUCUCUCUCUCUCUCUUUAAAUGUGCAGUGCCUGAGGAUAGCUUUCAGAGUUGAUAAAGGAUUUUUUCUUUUUUUCUACCUGUUACCAACUUAAUGGUUAGCCAUACAAGAACAAUUCCCAGAAGGGUGUGAUGUAAUCGUGUAUUUGAUGCCAGCCAGUUCAUAUAUGGAAGAGAUUCUUUUUAUGAAGUAUUACUUUUCCAUGGAAACAUGUCAUGAUACACAAGAUCAUUGCUUAGAGGAAGACUUGAAACAAAGCUGAGAAGAUAGUGUCUGGCUAGCCUGUCCAUGUAGUAAGAUGCCAUUUACCUUUAUAAAAAUCACUGGAAACCCCUCCAGUACUUUCAAGGUCUGAUGGGUGUGUGAUUUUUGCCCAUGUGAUGUAACACUGAAAUGCACUACCUGAAGGCAUGCACUACAUAUGCAAAUAAAUAUGAUCACUGUCUUUUCCCCUUGUAAAACCAGUAUUCAUUUUCAGUGGUUUGUUGUCAUUUUUAAUACCUCCUCUUUCAUAUUAAGAUGGCUGCCUUUCUAAAUUUUGUAAACAUGAAACAGAAAAUUGUGUGUCCGUCAUCUUUGGCUUCCACAACAGUGCUCCAGUACAACAUUAUAAAUGCCAUUGUUUUUUUUUUAACGUGCUUUGUACAAAUUAACCAGUUGAGAGCUGCAACAGUCAAACUAAGAGUAAAGCUUUAAAAGACUUACCUUUGAACUAAUUUCAUCUGUAUGUCACCGAUUUUGAUUUUACUAAACAUACGUAACAGAUGACUUCUGAAGGAUUUUGUGGCAGUCUGAGGAGGGGCUUGAUAUACCACAGCCGGAUGUUUAGUACCUCCAUGAGCAAAUUAGUUGACACAUUCUCAAAUGCUCAUGUGGUUUCAGAGGUAAAUGUGGCUCAUAACAGAUUGCUUUGAUGCUAGCGGUACGUUCCUUCUCCAGGUAACCUUUGUCUCUAAAGUUAACUGCCCUACAGUGGCUCUCUUAGAGAAGCUGGCUGUCUCAAAUAUAAAUGUUUUUAAGGAACUUCCAUACUUUUCUAGAGUGGAAAAACGCUGCUUUAUAAAUAUUUGUAAUUUUUUUCCCAAUAAAAUUGUGGUAGUAUUCUUGAGGGUUUUUUAAAGGAUGUUGUGUUUUUGUCAAUAACUAUCAGAAAACAUGUGUUAUUUAUAUAGCAUCAUUUGUAAAAGGCCCAAAAUUGUUGCAGUUCAACAUCCAGUGAUAAUAGUGAAGGCAAGUUUAUUUAACCUGUUAAAACAGUGCAGAUCGACUUCACUUGUCAAUGAGAGAAGAGACUAGUUCAUUGACUUCAACAUUUGACAGCAAAUUGAGACGGGACGGGUGCUCUGAAGCCAGGCAAUAUCUAUAUGUGUAUUGUGAGGGCUCCAGAAUUGACUGACCCUGUCAGGCAGUCCGCAUGUGAAGACCAAAUAAACCUGAUCAGGGCUCAAGGGGAAUUGUGUUUAAGACCAUGCUAUUUUGUGAAGAAAUUUUGCAAAUGCGGUUCAUAGUAAUUUUUAAAAAGUGGUUCAGUUAUGCUUUGGUCUUGUACAUUGGUUGCUACUUUCAUGGUUGCUUAAACUGGAAAUCCUGAGUGGUAGGAAAGAUGGAAGGAGCAAAGAAUCUCUGUGCUUCAUAUAUAACUUCAGCCUGAUGGUGUUUAAUAGUUGCAAUGGCUGCCAUUUCCACUGAGGGGAAGUAAUAAGUGUACUGUAAAUUGUUUUUGGGAGGAAAGGCACAAUAUAAAUGUAAGAUUUUUCUACACAGAUGAGAUAAUAAAGCUGAGAUAAACAUC
Sphaerodactylus townsendi is the source of this 4733-nucleotide messenger RNA. It is a transcript of the gene ABCD3, whose product is annotated as ATP binding cassette subfamily D member 3. Gene Ontology annotation, molecular function: ABC-type transporter activity; ATP hydrolysis activity; ATP binding. Bases 132 to 2111 code for a protein of 659 amino acids. Gene Ontology annotation, cellular component: peroxisomal membrane; peroxisome. Lineage: Eukaryota; Metazoa; Chordata; Lepidosauria; Squamata; Sphaerodactylidae. The transcript has 23 exons. The record is from RefSeq and is a predicted model, not a curated record. Gene Ontology annotation, biological process: fatty acid beta-oxidation; peroxisome organization; long-chain fatty acid import into peroxisome.